ACACCCAGUCCCUGAGUUCAAGCCCCAGGACCAUCAAAAAUGUAAAAAGAAGCCUGCUGAACCUGUCCACUAUUGAUUCCCCAUAGGAAGAUGGCUGAAUUGUUAUUUUGUGAACCAACAAGGCUUUAUAACAUCUUGAAUCAGGCUACAAAACUGUCCAGGUUAGCUGAACCCAACUAUCUCUAUUUAUUUGAUGUUCGUCCAAAAAAAGAAUAUGAUGAGAGUCACGUGAUCACGGCCAUGCUGGUGAAGAAGAAGGGGAACCAGUACCUCGUCCCUGAGUGCCUGGAUCUGGACUGUGUGAGGUACUGUGUGGUAUACGAUAAAAACACCAGCUCGCUGGAGGUGCGCCUCAAAUCCGACCACACACACAAGGGAGACAAGCCCAAGGCCAAGCCCAAGAGACACAGCCAGCAGUACGGCCCCAGCAGCCAUUACAGCACUGAGGACAGGAAUGACGAGGAGGGGGAUGCCGACGAGGGAGAAGAAGAUGAAGAAGAGGAGGAGGAAGAGAGGGAGGAGGAGGAGGAAGAAGAGGAAGAUUUCACAGAACUGGAGCCCGGGCCUGCCGUGCAGUUCGGUCGGGUCCUCAUUCACCUCACCCGCCACCCAGUCUACAUCCUGAGAGGUGGCUAUGAGCACUUCACCAGCCUGUACCACUUCCUCCGGACCCAGAAAAUCAUCUGGAUGCCCCAGGAGCUGGAUGCCUUUCAGCCCUACCCUAUUGAGAUCAUACCCAGCCGUGUCUACCUGGGAAGCUUCAAGCAAGCCUGUGACCCCAGGAUCAAGAAGGACCUGAAAAUCAAAGCCCACGUCAACGUGUCCAUGGACUCCACUCCCUUUUUCCAGGGGGACGCAGAUCACCUUCUGCAUGUGAAAAUAGAAGACACCCCGGAGGACAGCAUCAUCCCACAUCUGCGUUCCAUCUGUCACUUCAUGGAAAUUCACAUUGAGCUUAACUCCGCCAUUCUGGUCUUUUCUACCCUGGGCAUCAGUCGCAGUUGUGCUGCAGUGGUGGCCUUCUUAAUGCAUCAUAACGAGGAGACCUUGAAGAGGUCCUGGACCUAUGUCAAGCAGUGCAAACCUGCCGUGCGGCCCAACCGGGGCCUGUUGAGCCAGCUGCUGGAGUGGGAGAGUAUGGUCCUUGGUAUGUCCGUCACAGACAUCACGGAGCAGUUCUGCUGAUGUCUUUGCACCCUGCUGGGGCUGUGGGCCAGUACACACGGGGCAGCUGGGUUGUCCUGGAAGAAGAGCCUUUGCUGCCUGAAGUUUCUGUGUGUGUUCUGCUGCCAUUCUUCCCAGGCCCCUAGCU
This is a messenger RNA of Perognathus longimembris pacificus (Pacific pocket mouse), 1312 nucleotides long. RefSeq names its product serine/threonine/tyrosine interacting like 1 (gene Styxl1). Gene Ontology annotation, molecular function: protein phosphatase inhibitor activity; protein tyrosine/serine/threonine phosphatase activity; protein phosphatase binding. The transcript is spliced from 8 exons. Gene Ontology annotation, cellular component: mitochondrion. Gene Ontology annotation, biological process: negative regulation of cytoplasmic stress granule assembly; protein dephosphorylation; positive regulation of intrinsic apoptotic signaling pathway. NCBI's taxonomy places the organism in Eukaryota, Metazoa, Chordata, Mammalia, Rodentia, Heteromyidae. The record is from RefSeq and is a predicted model, not a curated record. Bases 91 to 1185 code for a protein of 364 amino acids.